UAUCUUACUAGUUGUGAUUUUUGACCAAAAAAAAUUUAGUAUCUUUGUGCCUGUUUUCACAUUUGUAAAGUGAAGACAGUGCAUUCGUUGUAGAGAGUCAUUUUGGGAUUAAAAUAACAGUCAAGUGCUUAGCACAUAUCAUGCACUCUAUGCUUGGUGGAUAAUUUUUUCCUUCAUACAAUAUGGGCCUGCUCCAUUGGACUCCAGGGAAGAAGAAGGGGCCCACCCCUAAAGAAAAGGCGCCAGUAGGGAGGGCCCAGGUGGGAAGCAGGGGCUUCUGCCUGCCACGUUCAUGGUAUGGCUGGGUCAGCUGUCCUACAGGCUUUGCGGAGGAAGAAAAAAUUGGAACAGCAGCUGGCACAAACUGAUGGGACAUUAUUCACCCUGGAGUUUCAGCGUGAGGCCAUGGAGAAUGCCACCAGUGCAGAAGUGCUUCGAACCAUGGAACUUGCUGUCCAUGGCAUGAGGAAAGCCUACCAGCACAUAGACAUUGACAAGGUAGAUGAACAGAUGGCUGACAUCACAGAACAACAGGAGGUGGCCCAGCAGAUCUCUGAUGCCAUUUCUCGGCCUGUGGGCUUUGGAGAUGAUGUGGAUGAGGAUGAGCUGUCAGAGGAGCUAAAGGAGCUGGAGCAGGAGGAACUGGCCCAGGAGUUGUUACAUGUGGGCGACAAGGAGGAAGAACCCCCAGUCAAACUGGCUCGUGUACCCUCUACACAGCUGCCUGCAGGGCCAAGUACCCAGGGUUGUUCUGCGGUCUCAAGGACUUGAGAGGAUGGGACAGAUAUGGGGAGAGGUUUUCCUCAUCCAUCCUACCUCAGAUGAACCAGGCGGAGAGGGCUGCUGCUACAGUUGCACAGGUGCAUAAGAGCACCUGGUUAAAGGGGAGUGGGGACUGAAAUCCAGGCUGUGCUCCACUCAGCAAGCUGUGCACCCUGGUUUAGGGCUGCAAAUGCUGGGAGAGAGAGACCGCUUUUUCCAAUUUGCCCAAAGGUACUAUGGGAUUAGCAGCCGCUCAGCAAGCAGAAGAGCCAGUCCUUUAGGUUCUUUGCUGAGGGGAGAGAAUUCAGCAGGUUCUGAAUGUUGUAGCAGGGGGGCGGUUGGAAGGUGCUGAGGUCUUAACACAUCCUUCUUUCUCUGGGUAUCCUUGUCCCCAAAGCUCCCAAAGCGGAUGAAGAUGCUGAAGCACUAAAGCAGUUGGCUGAGUGGGUAUCCUGAUGAGUCUGAGCUUAUCUUCCUGAUGCCGCCCUCAAUGGCCUCUUUUCCUUAAGUGCCAAGUGUUGAGCUAAAGGAACAUAGCCUUUUUGGGAGGCCUUGCUGAGCGUGGUGGUGUAAGCCUGCCUGAGAAAAAGGGUCUGUUGCCUUCCCAUCCCUGGCUCAACUCUGAAGGAGGACUUGGUGCAGGAUUAGCCCCUGGGCUUCCUUCUUUUUGAUAGCAAUUAUAGUGCCCUUGUUCCCAAUAGAAGUAGACAGGUGCAACCCUAGCCCUUAUACUGCCUUGUCUACACCUGAAACUCUCCCCCUGGUCCUUGGAGCUUUGUUUCAAGCAAUGAAUAAUAAUGGGAGGGAUGAAGGAGCAUUGGAACACAGAACAAAUGGAGUUUCCCAUAUCUUACCCACUAGGUUCCAGGCAGAUACUCUUUCAUCUUUAAAGUUGGUUUGUCCUAGAGUUGCCUAGUGCUGAGGUUGAGGAAACUGCCAUCUAUUACUUAUCUUAGAGCCACGUGGGGUUGUCCCUGUGUCUUCCCUCAUUGCUUUCCUCCAGUCAGCCUCUGCCAACACAGCCCCAUGACUUCCUACCCAUUUUCCUUUUGCAAAGCCAAUUCUCAAGCACAGGGAGGUAGAGCACAGAGAUAAAGGGGGCAAGUAGCUUUCCUUUAUCCAGAACCCAUUGUUAACAGACUUGGUUUGUACCCUGCCUUCUGUGUCGAGGAGCAAUAAUGUGAGGGGCCAUGGUUCACUGGGAUUGUUUCCAUGGUGAUUAAGGUGGCAUUUGGAGGUAUCGAAGGAACCAAGGUACUUCACACAUCCUGAUACCCAUUUCUAAAAAGCACAGACAGUGUCAUGCCUUUAUACUAUAGACAGAGGCAGAACCAUAACAGAGUAA
Molecule: messenger RNA, 2107 nt
Organism: Rhinolophus ferrumequinum (greater horseshoe bat)
Lineage: Eukaryota; Metazoa; Chordata; Mammalia; Chiroptera; Rhinolophidae
Gene: CHMP4A
Product: charged multivesicular body protein 4A
Exons: 3
Coding region: 298-771 (157 amino acids)
Biological process (GO): late endosome to vacuole transport via multivesicular body sorting pathway; vesicle budding from membrane
Cellular component (GO): multivesicular body; ESCRT III complex; cytoplasmic side of plasma membrane
Source: RefSeq, a predicted model, not a curated record